AUGGAAGAUGUUGGGGCGGAGGGCAGGGCCGAGGUGGCAGAGGAAGGAUCCUGGAAGAAUGGCGAUCAGCCCAGGAACAGAGAGUCCUGGAAGCAAGGGGGCAGCACGCCACUGUGUUUCCGUCUGGACAGCUCACUGGUCGGCAUGGUCAUAGGACGUGGAGGAGCUAAAAUAAAGGAACUCGAAGAGUUAUCUGGUGCAAGGAUAAAAAUUGUAAAUGAUAGCUAUGACUCUGAGGUCAAAUUAUUUGGCACAAGGGAUCAGCAAGAUAAAGCAAAGGAACUGAUAAAUGAUCUUGUCAAAAGUUCAAGAAAAGAAGCGGUUUAUGAGUACAGCGAAAUCCCUGAUUCCCCAGAGAGCAGCACUCCUCCACGUGUGACAGAGAAGCAGUUUGUUCAAAUUGACUGGGCUUCUGCUAAUAAACAAGCAGCAAUAUAUGAAGUCCUAAAGUGGAGAAAAGAAAAUAACAUAUUGUGCAAUGAUUUAAAAGAAAAUGGACAGUGA
This is a messenger RNA of Pelobates cultripes (western spadefoot toad), 504 nucleotides long. Lineage: Eukaryota; Metazoa; Chordata; Amphibia; Anura; Pelobatidae. The record is from the annotation of a GenBank genome assembly.